AGGAGGUACCCAGUUAGUAGUUUUUAUUCAGACCUGACACUUGGUUUUGAAUCCUUCGUGAAUUCUACUACAUUUACGCGGAUUAAAAACAAUGGAACAUUACAACUUGACAAAUCUACAGGCUGAUCUGAGAAAGUUGCUGCCGUUCGGAUUAGAGGAAGAGUCUGUAGAGAAGAUUAAAGAACUGAUGGCUAGGUAUAAAAGUCAGCCCAAAGACUGGCAAGAUAAGGAAACCUGGAGUGAUAAAAAAUACACGCGGACCCUGCUGGACAAAGGGAAUGGUCAUUAUAAUCUGAUGAUUCUGUGUUGGAACACUGGUCAGGAAAGCCCCAUACAUAACCACCCAAACUCCCACUGCUUCAUGAAGACUCUGAAGGGAGAAGUGUUCGAGGAAUUGUAUAAAAAUCCGGACAUGACGCCAUGUGAGAGCUGUUGUGGAUGCAAAAUGGAGAAAAUAGAUGACAGGGUGUACAAACUUAAUGACGUGGCCCAUAUCACUGACGCAGACGGACUUCACCGAGUUGGAAAUAAAAGUCACGUAAAUGGCGCUGUUACUUUACACCUUUAUUCCCCGCCCUUUUCCACGUGUAAGAAAUAUGAUGACGACACAGGGAAAUCUACAGAGGUUCCAAUGGGAUACGAUCAGGACUUCACUGAGCAAUGCUGCGCCCGUUCUUGUUGUUCCAAGUAAACUGAUCCGUAAUGCCUACGAAAGUGUAAUCGAGAGUAUAUCCUGUAUGUGUUUCGGUGAAGGAAGAGUGCUUUUAUUAUUUUUAUAAAAAUCUCCGGCUGUGAUUUAAAGGUUACAUUAUUUUUAAUGCGAACCAUUGUUAUUAUUUUGUACUUGCCUUUGAACAAUGUUUUAAAAUUUCCAGUAACUUUUUACCUCAGUCUUUUUUGUAAUACAUAUUUUUUUCUGCCAGAUCUAAUCUUAUUUGACAUGAAAAAUGAAUCUCGGAUAAACCAUGCUUUUGUCAUAUUGUUUAUUCAUUUCAAAAUGUGUUUUAUUAUACAUGUAUAAGAAAUAAGAUUAAGAACAAAAUAUUAUUGAUUUAAUUUUUUUUUUUUUUUACAUAAUUCCAUAAUUCACAUAUUAAUUCAAAAUUCUCAAACAAAUAUGUUUUGAACAAUUAUAUCGGUAAUGUAAAAUAUUAAGGAUGUCCUUAUAUUGAAUGAUUCCAUGUUGGUUUAUUUUGCUUUAUGUUUGCAUUUUAUAUUUUGUUAAUAAAAUUGAUGUUUGUU
This is a messenger RNA of Saccostrea cuccullata (small rock oyster), 1242 nucleotides long. RefSeq names its product cysteine dioxygenase-like. Gene Ontology annotation, biological process: L-cysteine catabolic process. Lineage: Eukaryota; Metazoa; Mollusca; Bivalvia; Ostreida; Ostreidae. Bases 92 to 691 code for a protein of 199 amino acids. The transcript is spliced from 3 exons. The record is from RefSeq and is a predicted model, not a curated record. Gene Ontology annotation, molecular function: cysteine dioxygenase activity; ferrous iron binding.